CCACGUAAAUCUUUCUGUAAAACCAGUCCAGUUGGUGGCGGUAAUGUACAGAUAACUGGUAGGCCAGGACCAUGGAUGAAGAAGAAGAAAAAGAAGGCGAUGAAGAAGGAAAAAAAUUAAAAACCUGGAAUUAUUAUUACAUCCCAGUACUACUCCAAAGGUUGACAACAGGAGCUGGUUGUGGUUUUAACUCCGAGAAUCUUUUAAUGGAGUCAGCAGAGCUUUGUGAGAAUUUGAAAACUGAGUUUUGCAUGACUUCAGAUGGGGGGACUUCAGACUUUGUGGAAUUUGUUAUCCCCAUCGCUGUGGAUCAACAGAAGCCUAUAAAAAAAGAAGAACUUGAAGAUGAGGACUAUCUCUAUGGAGCACCAUUGGGACGUGUUAAUACUGCUGACCAACAGACUGGAGGUUUUCAGAGGAGACCUAUAAAAGAGGAAGAACCUGAAGAUGAUAAUGAGUUCCUCUACUGUGAGGACUGCAGAUCCUACUUCAUCAACAAGUGUGAGGUUCACGGUCCGGCUCUUUUUAUCUUCGAUACCCCUGUUCCUCGAGAUGUUGCAGACCGAGCAAUACAAACCCUUCCACCCGGUCUAGAGGUUCGAAAGUCUGACAUUCCUGAUGCAGGCUUAGGGGUGUUUAAUAAGGGAGAGACUAUUCCACUUGGUGCACACUUUGGGCCUUAUGAGGGAGACCUGGUGGACAGAGCAGAAGCCAUGAAUAGUGGCUAUUCUUGGGUGAUAUCCAGGAGCAGGCGGUGUGAGAAAUACAUAGACGGCCGGAGAGAGAUGCAUUCUAACUGGAUGAGGUAUGUGAACUGUGCUCGUUACGUAGAAGAACAGAAUCUUGUGGCUUUCCAGUAUCGAGGAGGCAUUCUCUAUCGUUGCUGUCAACCCAUCAAAACAGGACAAGAACUCUUGAUGUGGUACAAAGAUGACUACGGCAAAAACCUUGGACUUGCAUUCGACUACCUCUGGAAGAAAAAAUGCUCUUCAAGUAGUUAUAAAUGAACGAUGACCUACUUUUCUCCUGCUCCUGGUGUCAGCUUUCCUACACAUCUCAGUUUCAUCUUGACAGUCACAUAAAGAGAAGCCACUCUGAGGACAACAUGAGAUUUUUUAGAUCAAGUGAAAUUGUAAACG
Hemibagrus wyckioides is the source of this 1139-nucleotide messenger RNA. Its product is annotated as histone-lysine N-methyltransferase PRDM7-like. The coding region runs from base 72 to 1007 and encodes 311 amino acids. The record is from RefSeq and is a predicted model, not a curated record. The transcript is spliced from 9 exons. Gene Ontology annotation, molecular function: histone methyltransferase activity; protein binding. Gene Ontology annotation, cellular component: nucleus. NCBI's taxonomy places the organism in Eukaryota, Metazoa, Chordata, Actinopteri, Siluriformes, Bagridae.